Messenger RNA from Microthlaspi erraticum, 903 nucleotides. The record is from the annotation of a GenBank genome assembly. Lineage: Eukaryota; Viridiplantae; Streptophyta; Magnoliopsida; Brassicales; Brassicaceae.
AUGGUGGAGCUGAAGGUGAGAAAUGGAAGUUCUUUAGAGCUGAGUCUAUCAAACGCUCAUGUGGUUUCAUAUAAGCCAAAAGUAUACUGGAAAGACGAAGGAUUCGAGGAAAUACUUUACACAGUCGAGGGUGAUGACAAUGAGAGCAGAGGUGGGGUUGGUCUUGUUAUCUUGGAUGGACAAGAACCAAAAGGAGGGUCUUCACUAAUCUCAGGUUGUGAUUGGAGUGUCAAGGACUCUGACUCUGACGCUAUUGAUGCUCUUCAGAUCGAACUGAGCUGUACGGCAGGGUUACUGGACAUAACCUAUGUCGUGUCUCUCUACCCGGUAAGCAUAGCGACAGCAUUGGUAGUGAAGAACAAUGGACGUAAACCGGUGAGCCUUAAACCGGGGAUAAUGAGUUACUUGAGGUUCAAGAAACGGAGUGGGGCUGGAAUUCAAGGGCUUAAGGGAUGUUGUUAUUGCCCUAGUCCUCCUUUAUCCUCUCCUUUCGAGCUUUUUUCACCUUCAGACGCAAUGAAGGCAGACGACUCUACGGGGUGGUUUGGGUCCGAAGAAGCAGAAAAGCCUGGGGUUUGGGCUGUACAAGACUCUGAGAUCACACUUCUUCAGAAAAAGAUGAGUAGAGUCUAUGCUGCUCCUCCAGCUGAGAGACUAAAGGCUGUUUAUAACACUCCACCUUCUAAAUAUGAAACCAUCGACCAGGGAAAAGGAUUGUUCUUCAGGAUGAUAAGGAUAGGAUUUGAGGAUAUGUAUGUUGGAAGUCCAGGAUCAAUGUGGGACAAGUAUGGGAAGGAACAUUACUUUGCAUGCACUGGUCCCGCGUCUAUGCUUGUUCCUGUUGAUAUCGCCGCCGGUGACACCUGGAGAGGAGCAAUGGUAAUCGAGCAUGAUAAUUUGUAA